Kluyveromyces lactis is the source of this 930-nucleotide messenger RNA. RefSeq names its product aldo-keto reductase superfamily protein. Lineage: Eukaryota; Fungi; Ascomycota; Saccharomycetes; Saccharomycetales; Saccharomycetaceae. The record is from RefSeq and is a predicted model, not a curated record. The coding region runs from base 1 to 930 and encodes 309 amino acids. The transcript has a single exon. Gene Ontology annotation, molecular function: oxidoreductase activity, acting on NAD(P)H as acceptor.
AUGACUACUCAAAAGUUCUUUACUUUGUCUAAUGGAAAUAAGAUUCCUGCAGUUGCUAUUGUAGGUACAGGUACUGCUUGGUACAAAAGCGAGGAGACAGAUGCCACUUUCUCCCAACCAUUGGUUGAUAUUGUGAAGAAAACAUUGGAUACUGUCCCAGGUGUUGUGCACAUUGAUGCUGCAGAGAUAUACAGAACUUAUCCUGAAUUGGGUGCCGCUUUGAAGGAUACAAAGAAGCCAAGAGAUGAAAUCUUCAUCACUGACAAGUAUUCUACUUUGAAACAGCUUUCUGAGAACCCUAAAGUUGCCUUAGAGACAUCAUUGAAGAAGCUCGGUGUUGAUUACGUGGACUUGUAUCUAUUGCACUCUCCUAUAAUUAAGGAAAGCAAAUUGGAUGUCGAGGCUAAUUGGAAGUAUUUGGAAGAACUAUACAAGUCUGGAAAGGCUAAGAACAUCGGUGUUUCAAACUUUGCUGUAAAAGAUUUGGAGAAAUUGCUUGCAGUGGCAGAGGUUAAACCGCAGGUGAACCAAAUUGAAUUCUCUCCAUUCUUGCAAAAUCAAACUCCCGGUAUUGUUGAAUUCAGUCAAAAGAAUGGUAUUUUACUUGAGGCCUACUCACCAUUAGGUCCUUUGCAAAGAAGACCAGAAGAUGCUGAUAAGCUACCUUUUUACCAAUAUAUCGCUGAAUUGUCAAAGAAGUAUAACAAGAGUGAGGCUCAAAUCUUGUUAUCAUGGGUCUAUGAGCGUGGAAUCUUGCCAGUAACUACGUCUUCGAAGAUCGAAAGGAUCCAACAAGCGCAAGAUAUCUUUAGUUUUUCUUUGGCUAAUGAGGAAGUCCAAAAGAUCACUCAAUUGGGUUUGCAACAUCCAGCUUUGAGAUUAUACUGGACUGACGUAUACUCAAAAUACGAUUCUGAAUCCCAGAAGUGA